Molecule: messenger RNA, 1005 nt
Organism: Sipha flava (yellow sugarcane aphid)
Lineage: Eukaryota; Metazoa; Arthropoda; Insecta; Hemiptera; Aphididae
Exons: 6
Coding region: 1-1005 (334 amino acids)
Source: RefSeq, a predicted model, not a curated record
AUGGAUUUAUACGAUCAAAUUGAUUUACAAGAUCAUAAAUUAAUUAUGUUUAAACCACCAAAUGAGCGAACACAAUUCGAAUUAGAAUCAAUCAAAUGGAUUUUCGCAGUAGGAUUUAAAUUUUUCAAUCAUUGUCCAAUUGAAUCUCAAAUGGCCCUCAUCCGAAGUGCUUCAUAUACAAAUUAUGGACCGGGAAGGUGGAUAUUGAAAGAAGGACAUUCACCAGAAAAUAUGUAUUUAAUUAUAAAAGGAUCUAUAAGACUUACUAAAUAUGUAUACAAUCCAAUUUCUAAAAAAAAGGAUUUAAUUGAAUAUUGCAAAUUAAGUGAAAAAAAAUCUUUUGGUGUGAGUUCAAUAAAAUUCAACACAUUAAGAAAAAUUUCUGCGCAAUCAUUAAGUACACUAGAGUUAAUUAAAAUAUCAAAAAAUGAUUUUGUCGAUAUUAUUAAAGAUAAUUUGCGUUUAUAUUGGAACUCAAAUUUGAUAGCAAUGCAAAAUUUACCUCAGUUCAAUUACCUGAGUUUAGAAGAUUUAAACAAAUGCAGCACUGUUUCAUUUAUAAAGACGUUUAAAAAAUAUGAACAUGUUCUUAGCAAAGGGUUAGGUGAUAUUGGUUAUGGUCAUUUCAUGAUUGAAGGAAAAAUAUCUUUAAUAACCCAAUUGAAAAUUAUUAAAAGAUUUAAUUUUACUAGAAACAGAGAGUUUGAAUUAUUUGAUCCAUCAAAACAAUUAACUAAUCAAAAAAAAUGUAUGGAAAAGUACAUGAAUACUUGUACAUUUUUAUCAAAAACGUGUUUUAAUAUUGGUGAACAAAUAGAUGAUAAAAAAUUUGUGACAUCUGAGAAAACUAAGUGUUUGUGUGUGCCUCAUUGGUUUAUGAAAAAGAUGGACAAAUUUAAGUACUGGGAUUUAUUGAAAAUUAAUUUAUAUAAUUUUAUUCCUAAUGAAAAGGAACUGUUCAAAAUGUUUGAGAAUACUCAAAAGAAAAACGCGUCGCUAAAAUAA